CGGGAAGCUGGGGGAGGGGUGAGGAUGGAGGGAGCCUGGGCCGGGAGGCAGUGCCGGUCCGGGCCCAGCGGCCUGGGUUGGGCUGGGCGGAAGCUGGGAGGGCUGUGGGGACGGCGCUUUUUCCUCUGCCCCGCCCCCUGGGACCACCUCCCCUCCCCCCGGCUAUCCACCGGCCGGGAUGUGGCCGGCGGCCGUUAGUUAGGCUUCCCGAGGCCGUUCCUUCAGGCCUCUUUCUCCCGGGCCGGCGAGAGGCCGUCUCCCUUGUCGUUACCACAGGCCCCAUCUCGGCGCCCAGCCCUCCUGGGGGCAAAAAGGCCGGUUGGGAUUUCGGGGCUUUCCCGCCCGAGUAGGGUCUUCUCUCACGGGAAAGCUGUUUUCACCGGGAAGCUCAGCUUUCUGUUACACCUGCUUCACCUCCCGCCUUCCUUGAGACCUGAGUGAUAUUUCUCGACUACUUCUGCGUCUCACGUAAACAUUUCUCCAACUCUUUUACUCUGUGGUAUCUCCCUGAGACGUGAUAUCGCUAGUGUGCCACCACCAGAAAGAAACGUCUGGACCCUCCUGCCCAGGUUAUGAAAACCCCCUUAACUGCCACGGUUUGCUUACCUGGCUCAUCGCCUCCUGAACUUUGUAUCUUUGCUAAAGUCAGUGAUGUGAAAAGACCUGACAUGGAUGAUAUUGCUGAUAGGAUGAGGAUGGAUGCUGGAGAAGUAACGUUAGUGAACCACAACUCCAUAUUCAAAACCCAUCUCCUGGGACAAACAGGUUUUCCAGAGGACCAGCUUUCAUUUUCUGACCAUCAGAUAUUACCUUCCAGGGAAGGAAAUUUGGACCGAUCUUAUACAUGUUCUACAAGAAGUGCAGCUUAUAAUCCAAAUUAUUAUUCAGGAUUCUUUGUCAGCAAGAUGAGAUCUCCUCCCCUAAAAAGACACAACCCUUCCUCAGACAGUUUUCUUGGCUCAGGAGAUUUAAGAACCUUUGGCCAGAGUGCAAAUGGCCAGUGGAGAAAUUCCACUCCAGCAUCAGGUUCAACUUUACAGAAAUCAAGAAACAGCCGAAGUCUUUACCUCGAAACCCGAAAGACCUCAAGUGGAUUAUCAAACACUUUUACAGGAAAGGCAAAUCAUCACUGCCAUGUGUCUGCAUACGAAAAAUCUUUUCCUAUUAAGCCUGUCCCAAGUCCAUCUUGGAGUGGUUCAUGUCGCCGAAACCUCUUGAGCCCCAAGAAAACUCAGAGGCGGCAUGUUAGUACAGCAGAAGAGACAGUCCAAGAAGAAGAAAGAGAGAUUUACAGACAGCUACUACAGAUGGUUACAGGGAAACAGUUUUCUGUAGCCAAACCCACCACACAUUUUCCUUUACACCUGUCCCGAUGUCUUAGUUCUAAUAAGAAUACUUUGAAAGACCCACUGUUUAAAAAUGGAAGUUCUUGUGCAGCUCAGAUUAUUGGCUCUGAUACUUCAUCAUCUGGAUCUGCCAGCAUUUUAACUACCCAGGAACAAGUGUCCCACAGUGUGUAUUCCUUAUCGUCGUAUGCCCCAGAUGCUGUUGCAUUUGGAUCCAAAGAUUCUGAUCCUCUCCAUCAACCCCAACAUCACCACUCUCUUCUACAUCAGCCAGACAACUUACCAGCUUCAAAUACACAAUCGGAAGGAUCAGACUCUGUGAUUUUACUCAAAGUGAAAGAUUCCCAGACUGCAACUCCCAGUCCUGCGUUUUUCCAGGCAGAGUUGUGGAUCAAAGAAUUAACUAGUGUUUAUGAUUCUCGAGCACGGGAGAGAUUGCGCCAGAUUGAAGAGCAGAAAGCACUAGCAUUGCAGCUUCAAAACCAGAGACUGCAGGAACAGGAACAUUCAGUACAUGAUUCAGUAGAACUGCAUCUUCGUGUACCUCUUGAAAAGGAGAUCCCUGUGACGAUCACCCAAGAAACAGAAAAGAAAGGUCAUAAAUUAACUGAUAGUGAAGAUGAAUUUCCUGAAAUCACAGAGGAAAUGGAGAAGGAAAUAAAAAAUGUAUUUCGUAAUGGGAACCAAGAUGAAGUUCUGAGCGAAGCAUUCCGCUUGACCAUUACACGCAAAGAUAUUCAAACUCUGAACCAUCUGAACUGGCUCAAUGAUGAGAUCAUCAAUUUCUACAUGAAUAUGUUGAUGGAGCGAAGUAAAGAGAAGGGAUUACCAAGUGUGCAUGCAUUUAAUACCUUUUUUUUCACUAAGUUAAAAACGGCUGGUUAUCAGGCAGUGAAACGUUGGACAAAGAAAGUGGAUGUGUUUUCUGUUGACAUUCUUUUGGUGCCCAUUCACCUGGGAGUGCACUGGUGUCUUGCUGUUGUGGACUUUCGAAAGAAGAAUAUUACCUAUUACGACUCUAUGGGUGGAAUAAACAAUGAAGCCUGCAGGAUCCUCCUCCAAUACCUAAAGCAAGAAAGCAUUGACAAGAAACGGAAAGAGUUUGACACCAAUGGCUGGCAGCUCUUCAGCAAGAAAAGCCAGGAAAUUCCACAGCAGAUGAAUGGAAGUGAUUGUGGCAUGUUUGCCUGCAAAUAUGCUGACUGCAUUACCAAAGACAGACCAAUCAACUUCACACAGCAACACAUGCCAUACUUCCGGAAGCGGAUGGUCUGGGAGAUUCUCCACCGAAAGCUCUUGUGAAGACUGUCUCAGUUAGCCGACAUUGACCUUGCGGGGGACCAGCUCUUUGUUGUCUAUAGCCAGAGACCUUGGAGACAGCUGCUCCCAACCCUCUGUUCUUGUAAAGCCCUUGAUCCUGGACCAGGCCCUGGCGAGAUGCAUUCACAAGCACAUCUGCCUUUCCUUUUGUAUCUCAGAUACUAUUUUUGCAAAGAAACUUUGGUGCUGUGAAAGGGGUGAGGGACAUCCCUAAGCUGAAGAGAGAGACUGCUUUUCACUUCUUCAGUUCUGCCAUCUUGUUUUCAAAGGGCUCCAGCCUCACUCAGUCCCUAAUUUGGGGGCCGAGAGAAGCUUGGACAGAUUCUUGGUUUCAUAUAAACUCUUGUUAGGCCUUACUAAGAGGUAGGAAAGGGCAUGGGCAAAAAGGUAGGGAUGAAAACCACCAGCAUAUACACGCACACAUACAUACACACAGGAUUUUCAAGAUGUGUUGUCAGGAAAGUGACUGUAAACUGGACUUUGGGUCACAUGCAUAAGUCCCUCCUCCAGGAUUUUCCCUAUUUAUAUGCCUCUUUGUGAAAUCCGUCUGCUUCUGUACAAGGCUAUUUUAUCAUCUGUAGCUUCCUCCCAUCCUGAGGCACAGCACAUGAGCCCUGGGUGGACCCCAAAGUCCCAGGCAGUCCUUUCCUUAAAGCAGGGGUUUGCAUGUGCUCACAACACAUGAUAUGGGGAAGACCCACCCAGGGAGCGGUUUAGUGGAGCAACAAAGGCACCACUUUUACUGCCGCCUACUUCUGACCAAGAAGAAGGACCUCAGUCUUUAGCAUAAAAUUCCAGCAUUGGAUGAAUGCAGGUCUAGUUUGGUCUGUGGCUAGUUAGUUUAAAUGUGUUUCUAACCACAGAGAAU
Acinonyx jubatus (cheetah) is the source of this 3534-nucleotide messenger RNA. It is a transcript of the gene SENP1, whose product is annotated as SUMO specific peptidase 1. Bases 573 to 2648 code for a protein of 691 amino acids. Gene Ontology annotation, molecular function: deSUMOylase activity. The transcript has 19 exons. Gene Ontology annotation, cellular component: nucleus. Lineage: Eukaryota; Metazoa; Chordata; Mammalia; Carnivora; Felidae. Gene Ontology annotation, biological process: protein desumoylation. The record is from RefSeq and is a predicted model, not a curated record.